AUGGAAGUCGAAUGGGAAAAAGAAGGCGCCGAAUCGUGGGCGCUUCCUGACUAUGGCCCUCCUCGACCACAUAGCCUCGACCAGGCCGAUCUGCGCACUGCAUAUGGAGAAUCUGAUGAUGAAGAUGACCGUUACAACUCCGAGCGCUUCGAAGAGCAAAGCUAUGUUCCAGAUCCUCUGGGUUCCAGCACUGAAUUGACGUUCUCUCUUGGCUCCGCGCAUGCUGCGACCAGUCUCUCAUUCGAUGACCCUGAAGCCCAGGCGGGUAAAAGAGAGGUCUUGCGGCAACUCGUAGCCAACAGGGCUCAAGGUUCUAGUCAAGGGGAAUCCCUGUUCAAAGUUGGCCAGUACGGUACACCCAAGGGAAAAUCAGAUCUCCCACUCCGAGGCAAGCCACAAGAGAAUCGCACACAGAAGAGUGCUACUCGAGGUCUUCAUAACAGGGGACAAAUUUCGAGCAAUGACGACUUUGCCAAAGCAAAAUGGCGAAGGGGUGGUCCUGCUGACGCCAUCUUCAGGCUCCCCUGUGAAUACAAGGAGUUUCAAAACAGGAUUGCACAAGCACCUGGAGGAGCCUUGAGCCACGCCGACUUUCUCCGCCAACUCAUGCAGGAAACUGGUGCAUAUGUCAGAAUCAGCGUGAAAAAUCCCAAACUCAUCGAAAUCUGGGGAAGAGAAAGUCAAGUAUUGGCCGCUCAGAAAAUGGCUCAGCAUUAUGUGAACGAAACCAGUCAACCAAAUCGGCCAGACAAGUCCAAGAUAUGGACCAAGAUCUCUGCUCACUCAAAUGUUAAAGUUGCGAGUGAGAAGGUCAAGGAAUUCGAACAUGCCAAGAUGCAAGGGCUCCGCAAGGCCCCAGCAAUUCCAACAUAUUGCAUGUAUCUGUUCUUAUGGCCCGAGGAAGGUCCCUCACUCAGUCACUGUCUGGUAACCCACCGUCAGCAGCUGGACGAUAUGCGCGCGUCGCAUGAUGUGCACCUCUACACAGUCCCCGGCAAUUAUGAUUACAUCUUCUUGGGUGGGACCAACGAAGAGAGCCUUUAUCAAGUUGCUGAAAAGCUUCGUGAUCUUUGGCAUGGCCUGUAUCUUCAGUGCGAGACCGAGAUAAAGCUCUUCCUUGUGGCGCCACCUGCGGCAAGCAUCAUGCGGAUGAGUAUCAUCAUGGACAGGGUAGGGGACUACUCGAAGGCGUUUCUAAAUGGAGAGAAAUUGCCUCGAGAGCAAGCCCUUGCGUGGGGCCCAAAGGUGCAAGGUUUCGUGGAAGGCAACAAGGAAGUCAUUCAAACGAAUCUGGAAAAGGCAUUGGAGUUGGUGCUGAACAUGAGUGGUGAACUCCACAUGCGAGCAAAAUUUGGCUCUUUCUUCCUGGGCGAGUACAAAAAGCCAGAAACUGGGUACACUUACACCUUUGAAGAGUUCCGUGAUAUGUUGAGACUCAAGAAUGUGGAAGGACGCCUACUUCCAGGAAUUUCUUUGCCACAGGAGACCAUCUUCAAACGAAUUAAAGACGCACAGGAUUUGCUUGCACCAUGGGGAGGGAUUCCUCUAGAAUCUCUGAUGUCCAUCAAGCCAAAGCAUUCAGCCAGCUUCGACUACCAGGUGGGAGGAGAUGCUAUCAUCCGGGUAGAGGUUUCCUUCUCACAGCCGCUUGGAAUCUCCGAAUUCGAGGCCAACAGGGCUCGCAUCUUCAAGCCGCAGAAGAAAGGCACACAUGAUGGCCUGAUGAAGCCAAUGCAGAUUUCAAUGAUUGACUUUGAAAGGGCGGACUGGCAAUUCGAAGUCAAGGCAUUCACUCUGUACCAAGGUGACGAGUUUCACAACGAUCUGGAAAAAUUCAAGCAAUCGAUCAGAUACACGUGGAACCCCAGUGCCUCGAGUAUUGGCUCAGCCCCCAAACGCAAAACACAAUUUACACGCGGCGUACCGGUGACCCGAUUUGUUGAAAAGUCAGCAAUUGAGCUCAACGUCAUUGACACUCCUUAUGUCUUCGAGCUGGCUCGAUACGAUUUGUACAAAAAUGUGAACCGAGAGUGGACCAACGCGAAAGUGUCAUGGGGAGGUUCCAUCUUCAACCCCGAGUGGGAUCAUACCUUGACCGAGCAGGCAGACAAAAUUGAACGUGGUGAGACUCCACACAUUGGGGGUCUCUCAACUUUCUUCCCAGCCCCGCAGAACGUUAUUGACAAGGCCAUGGCGAGCUGGGACGAGGACGAAGCCAAGAAGGCCAGUGGUGAAGUCAAGCAGAAGGACGAGGAUGAAGUGAAAAAGAAAGCCGAGCUCGAGGCCAGGAGAAUCGAGGCAGAAAUUCGAAUUCGAAAGCAUCAUGAGACUGAGCAACUGAAGAUAUUCAUGAGCAAAGUUCAAACCCUUGCACGCAUGCUGGGGUCUCCCGAGCCUGAUAUGGGCGAAUUCCUCGACAUGGAUAUCGGAACACUGUUCUGA
Penicillium brevicompactum is the source of this 2442-nucleotide messenger RNA. RefSeq lists its product as uncharacterized. The record is from RefSeq and is a predicted model, not a curated record. The transcript has 9 exons. Lineage: Eukaryota; Fungi; Ascomycota; Eurotiomycetes; Eurotiales; Aspergillaceae. The coding region runs from base 1 to 2442 and encodes 813 amino acids.